Molecule: messenger RNA, 1913 nt
Organism: Acanthochromis polyacanthus (spiny chromis)
Lineage: Eukaryota; Metazoa; Chordata; Actinopteri; Pomacentridae
Gene: nob1
Product: NIN1 (RPN12) binding protein 1 homolog
Exons: 10
Coding region: 48-1460 (470 amino acids)
Biological process (GO): maturation of SSU-rRNA; ribosomal small subunit biogenesis
Cellular component (GO): preribosome, small subunit precursor
Molecular function (GO): RNA endonuclease activity
Source: RefSeq, a predicted model, not a curated record
UCCUCGUCUUCUGAUUGGUCGCUGCAGGAGUUGGUCAUCAAUCCAAGAUGGCGCCGGCCCUGGUGGAGCAUGUUGUCGCGGACGCUGGAGCGUUUUUGAAGAAAGCUCCUCUCCAGGACAUCGGCAGGAACAUCUACACUCUGAGAGACGUUGUGGACGAGAUCAGAGACAAACCGACCAGAAGGAGCCUCGCCUUCCUGCCGUACGAGCUGACCUUCAAGGAGCCCAGUCCAGAGAACAUCAGACAUGUCACAGAGUUCUCGAAGAAAACCGGAGAUUAUCCAAGUCUGUCGGCGACCGACAUCAAGGUUCUGGCUCUGACCUACCAGCUGCAGCUGGAGCACGUCGGCUCCCAGAACCUGAAGACGGAACCGGAGCAGAAGGUCAACGUUCAGAGCACACGGCGCCACCCGGAGACUCCGCUCAACGUGGCAGGGUUCCACUUCCCCUCCAAGAAACCAGCAGAGAGUCCAAACAUCAAACCGACGGAGGCGAUGGAUCCAGAUCAGUUCAACAGCUUCCAGUUCUGGAGAGAACCGCUGCCGAGUGUCGACCAGCUCCUGGCUCUGCUGGGUCCAGAGGAUGUUUCAAAACCCGACAAACAGAACCAGACGAGCUCCCAGACGUCUGGAGACCAGUUCAACAGCUUCCAGUUCUGGAGAGAACCGGUACCGAGCAUAGACGAAGACCUGCUGGGUUUACUGGAUGGAGGCGGAGUCUCAGUGUCAGACUCCUCCCAGACACAGCAGGAGGUGGAGCAACCAGACGACCAAUCGGACGACGAGGACAAAGAGAACGAGCCUGAGGAGGAAGAGGAGGAGGAUGAAGAUGAUGGAGGAGGAUGGAUCACUCCCAGCAACAUCCGACAGGUGAAGAUGGACUCGGCUGAUUGGACGGCUCCAGCUGAUGUCACAGUCGGGUGUCUGACCACCGACUUCGCCAUGCAGAAUGUUCUCAUCCAGAUCGGCCUCCAUGUCCUCUCUGUGAAUGGGAUGGUGAUCAGACAGGCCAGGAGCUACAUCCUGAGGUGUCACGCCUGCUUUAAGACGACCAGCAACAUGAACAAAGUUUUCUGUCCUCACUGUGGGAAUAAAACUCUGAAGAAGCUGGCGGUGACGCUCAACGAGGACGGAAGUCUGCAGAUGCAUUUCUCCAGAAACCCCAAAGUCCUGAACUCCAAAGGCCUCAGACACUCGCUGCCGCUGCCUCAAGGAGGAAAACACGCCAACAACCCCCAGCUGGUGGAGGACCAGCGCUUCCCACAGCAGAGACUCUCCAGAAAAGCUCGCCAGAAGACCGACGUCUUCAACCCCGACUACGUAGCCGGAGCAUCACCGUUCUGCCAGAACGACAUCUAUAGCCGAGCUGCAAACCUGCACAUCAGAGACGGGCAGAGCGGCGGCGGCAGGAGGCGGGAAAACCCCAACGCCACCCGCAGGAAGUUCGUCAAGAAGAAGUGAGGACACGAGGACACACCAACACACCUGGAUACAUAAAAACGCACCUUUACGCCCACCACAGUCCUCAGUUCGUUUCUGACCAAUAGCUGCAUUCAGGGACACUGGGACAUCUGAGACACAACAAUCAACAGCCUGGAUUUUGUUACUGAAGGAAACGAUGGACAGAUUAUUAAAAAAUUACAGUAAAACUACAAUUAAUAUCAAAGAAAAUUCACAUCUUCUGCUCGUCUUCGUCAGAUGACGGAUUUGUGGGACUUUUGAUCGACAGUGACGGCGUCUGAAGCAGAUUUCUGAUGAAGAUUGACUGUUGAACUGACAGAUGAUUUGGAAACAUGUAAUUUUUAGCUUAUCGGUUCAGAAAUGGUGAAAUGUUCCUUUAAACAGCAGCUGUAACAUUCAGACUCAUCAAUAUAAUGGAUCUAUAUUAAUAAUCAAUAAAUGUUAGCUUAUAAA